Solanum tuberosum (potato) is the source of this 1532-nucleotide messenger RNA. RefSeq names its product protein MIZU-KUSSEI 1. Bases 504 to 1340 code for a protein of 278 amino acids. Gene Ontology annotation, biological process: hydrotropism. The transcript has a single exon. The record is from RefSeq and is a predicted model, not a curated record. Lineage: Eukaryota; Viridiplantae; Streptophyta; Magnoliopsida; Solanales; Solanaceae.
GCAGGUUUUAUCAUACAUGAAGCAGAAGGUUGUGUUGGGAGGAUGUCUAGUGUAAAUAGUGAUGCUUCUUUAGUUCUCUCUUUCACUGUGAUUUUUGUGACCACACUGUUUUUGUUCAGGUCAAAAAAGAGCCAGUCAAGCUAUUUUUUUCUCACCAUACCCCACAAGAAAGUGAAAUAACACAUCUUAUGUCUCCCUGAGAUUCCUUUCUUUAUUUCAAAACAUUUACCUUUCUCUCCUCACAUCCUCUCAAGCCUUCACCUUUCCCUGUGCUGUGUUAUACUACUCCCAAUUCCCAUGACACAAUUGGUGGGGACACUUGUGUUUUUCUUUAUCAGAUUCUUAUUUGUUUGAACAAAGUAGUAGAAGAAGCAAAACAAAUAAAAAAAUAAGAUAAAGAGAGAAAAAGAAAAUCCCUUGAAUAAAGAAGUAGUAGUAACAAAAAUCUCUUUGCCCCUCACUCUUCCAUUACUUUAAAGGUGCAUCUCCUACUCUUUUCUUAGAUGAAGACAAUCAUGGCAAAGAGUUUCCAAGACUUGUCCUCUAAGAGGCAGUUCCACUGGACAGCUAAAGUCAGCAAUGAAGAAGAAGUAACAUCAAAAGAUUCAUCUCCAAACAGAAAUGAAGAAGGGAAAACAGAGAAUAUAAAGGUACAUUCUUUCAAGAAUCCUGAAGUUUCAAACACCAAGUCAUCAACUUUAAACACCAUCCAUGAAAACAAGGCUGAGGACAAACAAGAAUCUUCUUCAGCAACUAGGAGGAAGCUGCAGACAAUAGCAGUAGCCAGACUAAAAUCUGUCCUAACAGCUUUCGGGCGAAACAGGUCUAACUUCCAACAAGGCCUUGGAACCAGAGUUGUAGGCACUCUUUUUGGGCACAGGCGUGGACAUGUACAUUUUGCAUUUCAAAAAGAUUCCACCUCCCAGCCAGCCUUCUUAGUUGAACUAGCCACACCUAUAAGUGGUCUAGUCAGAGAAAUGGCGUCUGGAUUGGUCCGAAUCGCGUUGGAAUGCGAUAAGGAGGAAGAGAAAAAAGUGUCUAGACUCAUUGAUGAGCCUGUGUGGAGGACUUACUGCAAUGGUAAAAAAUGUGGGUUUGCAACAAGAAGAGAAAUUGGGGCAAAAGAAGUGCAGAUUCUAAAAGCAGUGGAGCCAAUAUCAAUGGGUGCUGGUGUUUUGCCAGGGAAUGGUGAAGAAGAAAGUGCUGAUUCUGGUGAGAUUAUGUAUAUGAGGGCUAAAUUUGAGAGAGUUAUUGGAUCUAGAGAUUCAGAGGCAUUCUACAUGAUGAAUCCUGAUAGUAAUGGAGCUCCUGAACUUAGCAUUUAUUUGCUAAGAGUUUAAGGUUUAUCACUUAUUAGAAUAUUAGAUUAAGUCCUUUUCUUUCCUCUUCUAUCUUGAAGAGUUUAACUGAAUAUAUUGAGAUCUAGCAAUGUUGUAUGUUUUUAUUUUCUUUGUUAUUUUGGAUAACAAUGGGUUACUGUAAUCUUUUUUUCUCUUUCUUGGGUGGAAUGGAAAAUAUAUGUUACCUAUAAA